AUGGCUGCCUGCAUCGCCUUAUUCAGUGGCCUUUGCGGCUUCAGGAAAAAGACUCAGUCACAUGAAACAAUACAGACAGAGAACCAAUCAUCAUCUCCUCUAGAGACCAAAGAAAGAGAGCAAAUAAGCGAUGACUUGCAUAACAAGGAAAGAGAUGAUCAAGAUUCCAAUGCAUCUCAUGAUGACGAUCACACAGAAGCGAACCCUGAGCUUCCGUUGCCUCCAGCAAGAAAAGCGGCGUUACAAGAAACAUAUUCGUGUAACAACAUGGUGUUACAAAAAUCUAGGUCGACGAAGAAGAAACUGAGCGCGAGCCUAACGAUCCAAGUGUCGAGAACGUUGUCCAUAGCCAAGAAACGUGACGCAGAGGAGGAAAAAUCUGUGAGGAAGAAGAAACUCAAGGCAGAGAAAUCGAUGCUGGUACGUCCGAUAAUUCUUGGAGAUAAAUGUAGGGUUCUUGAUGGGGAAGAAGAAGCUGAUGAAGAUCACAGCCCAAGAUUAAUGCCAAAGAACAGAAUAUAUCGUCCUAGAUCCAUGAGCUCGGUCUCUAUUUCCAGAACCAACUCGAAAAUCGAUAUAAAUGUAAUUCCGGUAAAAGAAAAAACAGAAGAUUCGGUAUUAGAAAAAGAAGAAAAAUAA
Molecule: messenger RNA, 639 nt
Organism: Microthlaspi erraticum
Lineage: Eukaryota; Viridiplantae; Streptophyta; Magnoliopsida; Brassicales; Brassicaceae
Source: the annotation of a GenBank genome assembly